AUGCCUCCUCUCGGUAGCGCCGGCAAAGGCAAAGGCAAGACUCGUGAUACGCGACGUUCACGAAGUCGCAACACGACUCCCAGCUCCGUUCUCAGCGCGGGAACGGUCUCCGCCGGUCCCACGACGACACCCCUUCUGGAAUUGGAAACCAGCAAACUCCUCGUCUCUCCGAAACCCAACUAUACCGAGAUCAUAGAUUAUCUUGACACCCAUGGCACCAAAUUGGAGCCCAAGUCUCUGCAUGAUAUUAUUGACCAGUUGAAGCAUCUGAGCGAGUCGGCGGAGAAACGUGCCGAGUCAUGCGAGAAGGCCAUCCGGUUGAUUCAUGAACAGAAGAAAGAGUUGGAGUCGGACCAACAGCAUCGCGAACAAGAGGCCGAACAGGCGCGCCGGGCGAAGGCUCGAAAGGACGAGGCGCAAUCGCAAAAGAAUCUCAAGGCGAAGAAGCGGAAGGAGAGACCUGAAACUUUCGACAGCGUUGAAAUCAAGAGAGAAGAUGAGCCUACUAAGGUCAAAGUCAGCCGCGCAACGGGUACACCGGGACCAGUCGAUAGUCCAUCGCCAUCAAAGAAGACCAAACUCAGCCCUGGCACGUCGUCUUUGUCAGAAGUCGCCGACUCUCCAGAGGCUGCGGCUGCCAGCGCUCACGCCUCGCCCACGAAAUCGGACGUUUCCAUGUCGGAUACCGAGGACAACCGAAUCAUCCACGGUCCACCACCAGUACCUCAACAAGGUUUCUUCCCGGACCCAAUGGCGCCUGAUCCAGUGAUCUACCACAUACGGGAGGUGACUCCAGACAUGCCGGACGAAGAGAAGAAGGAAAUUUACGGGGUCACGUCAUUUCCCACCAAAGAUCUCAGCGAUGAAAUUGCAGGAACACCACCGGAUAAAGACUUCAGCAAUGCGAAACCUACCAAUCAAGUCGCUGCGAGCACUUUCCUGACCUAUGUCGAGCCUUAUGUGCGACCACUCACUGAAGAGGACAUGGCGUGGUUACGAGAGAGGGGCGACCGAGUCACGCCUUUCCUGGCAAUUCCCCGUGGCAAACGUUCCUAUCAAGAGAUCUGGGCCGAAGAAGACGGAAUGGUUCUGGUGGACAAUAACAAUGAAAAGCUGCCGCUCAACCAGCCCCGAGGCAAUUUUGAUUCGAUCAACGAUGACAACGUCUCGACCGAUCAAGUCUCGACGGGGCCAUUGGCGAGCCGGCUUUUAUCUCUCCUCAGAUUCGAGCAUCGGUCACCCCCGAGUGAGACUACCAACGGGAUGAAUGAUCUGAACUUCAUGGCUACGGACAGUAACGACACCAUGGACCUUGAUGGCUUGACUAAUGGCCAAGACAACUCGGAGAAGCCUCUUGCCCCGGCUGCGGCGGUCGCGGAGCAAGCAGGUCCCAAGGUGUCGAGUUCUCAACGUCUUGAUUACGUGCAGAGCGAAGAACGGAUCAAAGGCGAGCUUCGUCACCUCGGCUUGCUUGGCCAGGACGAGACUCCGGAUUACGACGCUCACCACGACGACGACAUCAGCGAAAGACUGCGGCUGCUGCAGGCCGAAUUACGGCGCGUACUCAUUGUGAAUGGUGCUCGGAAGUCUCGCCUCCUCGACCUUGCCAAGGAGCGGCUGGCUUACCAAGAGUACAGCACCAUUCACGAGGAUCUGGACAGUCAAGUGCAACAGGCGUACCUGAAACGAACCAGGACGAUGGGCAAGACCAAGAAGGGAGGCCCGGGAGCCAACAAACCACGUCCCGGCGGUCACGGUGCUGGUGGACCAGGCAUGGCCGUGAGCGUCAACCGGGCGAGAGAUAUAGGAGACAAUGCUCGCAUGUUGAUGGAUCGCAGAAAACGCUGGGAGAGCUGCAUCGGGCCGGUCUUCAAGGAUAUGAAGCAUGGCAUUCCGGACAAGAACACGACCAUCUGGGACCCCAAAGCCAUGGAGGGCUACGAGAAGGCCGAGAUGGAGGCACUCGAGGAAGAAGCCGAGGCGGGCGAGUAA
Messenger RNA from Capronia coronata CBS 617.96, 1992 nucleotides. Its product is annotated as transcriptional adapter 3. NCBI's taxonomy places the organism in Eukaryota, Fungi, Ascomycota, Eurotiomycetes, Chaetothyriales, Herpotrichiellaceae. Gene Ontology annotation, biological process: regulation of transcription by RNA polymerase II. The record is from RefSeq and is a predicted model, not a curated record. Bases 1 to 1992 code for a protein of 663 amino acids. The transcript has 3 exons. Gene Ontology annotation, molecular function: transcription coactivator activity. Gene Ontology annotation, cellular component: SAGA complex.